Molecule: messenger RNA, 4060 nt
Organism: Drosophila guanche
Lineage: Eukaryota; Metazoa; Arthropoda; Insecta; Diptera; Drosophilidae
Product: mediator of RNA polymerase II transcription subunit 15
Exons: 3
Coding region: 165-3617 (1150 amino acids)
Source: RefSeq, a predicted model, not a curated record
AACACGCGGCAGCGGCAGCGGCAGCAGCAGCGGCAGCAGCUGCAGUGUGCCAAGCCACUCACCCAAAUAGGCAAGGAGUGAAAGAACAGAGCAAGAGACAGGGAGUGAGAGAGAGAGAGAGAGAUUGAGCGAGCGAAAAGAAGGUGGAAACGAGCGGCGGCAACAUGUUGUCGUCAGCAAUAAAUAAAGCAGCACGCAAUGUUGCCAACACGUUCCAAGUGCUGGCCAUCCUUCUCUAUUGCUGUUCUCUAGUGCAGGGACAGGCACAGGCACAGGGACAGGGACAGCAGCAGCAGCAGCAGCACUUGAAGUAUCAGCAAUUGCAAUAUCAAAUGCAGCAGCAAUAUGAAUACCAGCAGCAGCAGCACUACCAGCAGCAGUUCCAGCAGAAGCAGCAGCAGCAGCAGCAACAGCCACUGACACCCACUGUGGCAUUUGGUCAUAAGCAACACGAGGAGACAAUCGAUUUGCUGUCCACGCAGCCCACACAGCUGCUGCAGACGGGCGUCUCGCUGAUUGUGGACGAUGGCAAGGGCACAGCUGGGAAUGAUGGGAAUGGGAACGGUAAUGGAAAUGGGAAUGGGAAUCGUCGUCGCAUUGCCCAGGCGGGCAUGCGGAAGCGAAAGCGUCGACCCCAAUUGCCGCUGGCAGCGCUGGGAGUCACCGAAGAGGACACGGCAGCUGGCUCUGGCGCUGGAUCGACCUACUGGCGUGGUCAUGUCGAGGACGAUGCCGAUGCACUGAGGCGACGCAAGCAGCCGCUGGUCAGGGAGCCGAUGGCAGCGCUGGAACGCGAGCGGGACAAGCAGCGGCAACGGCAGGAGCCCACACACAUACCAGCAUCCACGCUGGAUGCCAGCGCGCAGGCGAGCAGCCAGAGCAAAGCCUAUCGCCGGCCCUACGGACAGUCCAAGAAGCAGGAACACGAGCAGGAGCAGGAGCAGGAGGCACCUGGCAGUGGGGGCAAGCUGCAGACAUCGGUGGACCUCAAGAACAUUCUGAAGAACUCGGGCGGCCUGAGUCUCAGUGAGAUUUUGCAGCAGAAGAAUCUCUCGCUGGACGAUCUGCUCAAGGGCAAGCAGAAUGCACUGCUUGCCCUGCAGACCACGGCCAUAGCCCCGCCCCCACAGCCGCAAGGGGAAGCAGUGCAGAAGAAGCAGAGCCAACAGAGCAAGCAGGGCGUGCGGCGCCUACCGAGUGCGUAUCUGAGCAGCACCACAACCAGCCCCAGCCACAGCCACAGCCAGGAGAGCGAGGAGGAAGAGUCUCUGAGGAUGCGAGCCAAGUUUCCCACAUUGCAGCGCUUGAAGCUCUUUGGCAGCUCUUCCCGUGAGAGCAGCACCACAAGACGCAGCCAGCAGUCCACUGCGGGCAGCACAGUGGCACCCAGCAGCAGCAGCAGCAGCACCACCACCACCACGCGAUUGCCGCUCUACAAGAAGAGGCAACACCUGCGCCCCACGCUGAAGCCCCCGGGGCUGUUCAAGGCAGCCAGCAGCAGCAGCAGCAGCACGACAGCAGCAACCACCACAACCACAACCAGCAGCAGCAGCAGCAGCAGCAGCCUGGAGGUGGACACGAGCACGCCCAUCAUUACGAGCACAUUGGCCAACAGCAUUGAGGAGAUUGAAGAGCAGGAACAGGAGCAGGAGCAGGAGGAGCCUGAACCCGAAACCGAGCCCGAUUCGAUUGAAGUGGAGUCUGGGGAGAUGGCACAAACGGAGGCACCACCUGCGAGCAGCAGCACGAGCAAUCCACGUCAUAGACUGCGCAAUGCCAGCAGCAAGGAGAGCCAAAAGCGACUCAAGGAUAACUUUAUACAGCAGCACUACGACAGGAAUGCGGUGGAGAGCAUGGAAGAUGUGCAGCUGGAUGCGGUGGAUGCGAGAGGCAACAGCACAGAGGCAGCACCACCAUCGGCAGCACAGCCGGGCGGCAAUGCCAGCGAGGAGCUCAACUACCACGAUGACGAUCUGGAGAACUUCUUUGACGAAGUGGAGAGCCACACGCAUCACACACGUGUGCCGGCACCCGAGAGGGAUAUCGAGCCACAACCUUCUGCAUCGCAGCCGCAGCCACAGCCACAGCCACAACUGACUCUGGUGGACGAUGUGGACGAUCGCACCGAUCUGCUGGAACUUAUCGAGGAUCGACGCUCGGGCAAUCGGCUGUUCAAGGUGCUCGAGCAGCGCAACAUGACGCUGGAGGAGCUGAUCGAGCACCGGAAACGCGGCUCCAGCCAGCUGCAUCUGUCCACGAUCGUGAGCGGCGGCGACGAGCAUUCGCGCUUCUAUCCCGGCCAGAAGGUGGUGCUGCAGGACAACAUGGACAUUGUGACGGCCUUUGAGAACUUUCCGCACUUCAAUCUCAUGGACCUGAAGAGCGUCAAGCCCGAUGAGAUCAAGACGGACUCGCAGGGCUCCAGCUACUUCACAUCCAUCAUCGACAUUGAGCCGAACGAGAGCGAGCAGCAGCAGCAGCAGUCCGGUGGGAAUCGAGGACCCGCCUAUGCCCAGACAUCGUCCGCCUCGCAAGCAGCAGGAGUCUCCUUCAAUCGUCAGCAACAGUCGCGCGGAGAGAAGUCGCUGGGGUUCUUCCCGUCGUGGAAGACGCUGGCGCUGGCUUCGCUGGCCACGGCCACGGCCACGGCCACGGAGGAGCGGAAUGGCUACUUUUUGCCACCGCCGCGACUGCUGCUCGAUGGGAAUGGCAGUGCCCAGGAGGUGGACACGGAUCCGGAUGAGCUGCUCGAGCCGAGCAGCAUCGACAUCAACCUGAGCGUCAGUCCCUACGGUGGAGCUGGAGGCGAAGACGGCAACAGGUCACAGCUGGCCAACAGCAAGCUGCUGCCGGCGAACGACAAUGUGAUCGAUGAGAUCGAGGAGGAGGUGGCACGGGCGCACGAUCUGCUCGACCUGGAGCUGUCCGGACCCGGCUUCCAUCGCAGUCCGGCGGCCGCGGCGGCCACCUCGGUGUCCCAACAGCAUCUGGGCACAGUGUAUGCCAGCAUGCCGUCCGGCAUUCGGUCGGCGAUUGUUGCCAGUGCCGCCAUCGUGAUCACCGCCCUGGCCACCUUUCUUGUGAUCUUUGUGGUGUGCCGCUGGAAGCAGCAUCGCCGGCGCAAGACCAGCUAUCUGAGGACCUACAAUGCGAUGAAGAGCAAGCUGCCGCAGAUGGCACAGUCGGGUGCCUCGGCCUCCGUCUCGCGUCGCUCCUCGAUGCGCCAGCACAUGGAGGAGCUGGUCAUUGGCUCCAGCAGAGGGGCGGCCCCAUCGGCGGGAACAGGAGCCCCAGGCAUUGGCAUUGCGAGCAUCUCGACCGCCGUCUCCUGCUGCACGCCCGUCCACCAGCUGCAGCGCCAAAGCUCAAUGCUCUUCACACGCGACGGAUCGGCCACGUUGAGCACGGCCACCUCCAUGACCACGACAGGCGGAGGCGGAGCUGGAACUGGAAUUGGAACUGGUGCAGCUGCAGGCAGCUCCAGCGGCAGUUCAGCCUCCGCCUCGCUGGCCCUCUCGCUGCGCAGUGCACACCAGAAGCUAAACACCAUGGAUCCCAAUUCGCCGGAGGUGCAGGAGUAUCUGUUCGACACGUUGCGCAAGUCGUUCGACAAUUAGGCACCAGGCUAUCGAUAACUGAGCGAUAAACGAUAGGGCGAUAGGCACACACACACACACACAGAUAAACAAAUCUACAGAGAGAGAGAGAGCGCGUAAAAGUUAGUUAAUUAAUUAGUUUAGUCUAAGAAAGAAGUGAAACAUUUUUUUUGUGUGUGCUCAAAUUUCGAUUAGAAUCAAUUCUGUGCGAGAAGCUAAAACUAAGACCCUAAACUGAACGACAGGAGACACCCAGACUCCAGACUCCAGACCUCCCACAAUCCUCAUUGCUCAUUCCGCAUGGCCACGAAGCGCGACUGUACUUAGUGUUGCAAGCCUCCAGAUCCAUGCUGAAGAUCUUUCAAGUUCACACAUAAAUGCACGCACAUAGAACACGGCAUUCAAAUGGGUUUCUAAAGCACCAAGCGAAAACAAAAGGGAAAGUAGGAAUAGCAGCAAAAAAA